Messenger RNA from Branchiostoma belcheri (Belcher's lancelet), 5558 nucleotides. RefSeq names its product POU domain, class 2, transcription factor 1-like. Gene Ontology annotation, molecular function: DNA-binding transcription factor activity, RNA polymerase II-specific; RNA polymerase II cis-regulatory region sequence-specific DNA binding. The record is from RefSeq and is a predicted model, not a curated record. Gene Ontology annotation, biological process: regulation of transcription by RNA polymerase II. The transcript is spliced from 12 exons. Bases 469 to 2736 code for a protein of 755 amino acids. NCBI's taxonomy places the organism in Eukaryota, Metazoa, Chordata, Leptocardii, Amphioxiformes, Branchiostomatidae.
AGAGAGCCGCUGAAUGCAAAUGAAGUAGACAACAACAAAGGACCGCGUGCUAAGUGAUACAGUCAUACACGGGGACGAUUUGAAUAUACGCGUAUGAAAAUCACUCGCACUUUGCCCAAUGGGCGCGGCAAUCUAGCCGUCCCUAGUAAAAUCACAUGUUAAUGAACAAUUAGGUCCACAAAUAACACUACAGAGGCCUUGCUCGCGGGCAUCAAAGUGGAAGUUGACACCUCUUUCUUGGCAGGGCUACGGCUAUGGUGCACGGUCAAAUGUAUGGGGCAUACCGCCCUGCCGACAUCUUGGCGUCCCUGGGCGGAUUGCCUGUCUGUGGACAGUUUAUAUCAUCUCAGGGAUCAAACCAGACUGUUGGCACGAUGAAUAUUGAGAAAUGUGCCCACGUGCACGGUACACAACGCUUGAAAAGGGACACUGUCUUCUCCAAUACACAGGUUUUGUACAUGACAGGGAAUGCCAAUAGAAAACACUGGCUUGUCAGACCCUUUAAUAAAGAUGGCAGGAGGUGAUUCCUCAGAUGUACAGAAAAUGAGGGAGGGGGCAGAAUCUGAGGAUGAUGGUACCACAGCUAAUGGGUCAGUGAAUGGGAUAGAUUUUGUUAGUCAAACAUCAGGACUGAGUCAACAACUACAGGACCAGCAUGCACUGCACCAGAGUUCUCAACAGCAGCCUCAACCACAGGUUCUGUAUAUCAAUCCCCAUGUACACGCAGCACAACUACAGCAAGAGGCAAAUCAAGCUGCAGCACAACAGACAUCAUUAAACCUGGAAGUGAAAAAUGAGGACUUGGAGCAAUCACAGCAGCAGCAAGAAACACAAGCACCGCACCAACAGCAGCAGCAGCCGCAGCAACAGGUGCAGAAUGUGUCACAAUUGCAGCUGACACAGCACCAGCAGCAGCAGCUGCUCAACCAGGCCCAGCUUGUUCUGCAGCAGCAGGUGCAGCAGGGAACCCUUCUGGCAGCCAUCCAGCCGCAGGUUAGCCAGCAGCACCAGCAGCCGCAACAGCAGCAGCAGGCUGUGCAGCCACAACAGUUCCUGACUGUACAGAACCCACAGAUAGCUGUCACACCGCAGACUACCACCUCAGCCAUCCAGCUGACAGCUGCAGACCUGAGUCAGCUGCAGCAGCUGCAGCAGCAGAACCUCAACCUGCAGCAGUACGUGUUGUUCCAGCCUGGACAGCUUGGCAAUGGUCAGUUUUUCCUGGCUCAGCCCCAAAUGCCAGGAAUUCAACAGGUACAGCAGAUCGCACCUCAAGUGACUCAAACGCAGGCCCAGCCCACCACUCAGCAGACUACCACGGUGGCUGCCCAGCCCACCAUUGUACAGACCCAGCAGGGAACAGCCAUCCUGCAGACGUCACAGCAGCAGAUUCCACAGCAGAACAUUCUGCAGGUCGCCACCACACAGGGUGUGUCCACCAUGGGCCAGCAAGUACUGACUCUCUCACAGGCCCAGCUACCAGUGACCACUCACACUCAGCCACAAAUACAGACCAUACAGAUCCAGAAGUCAGCAGUGACAUCUUCAGGCCCUUCUGGAGAUGAGCCCAGUCAGCUGGAGGAGUUGGAACAGUUUGCCAAGAUGUUUAAACAAAGGCGCAUCAAGCUUGGCUUCACUCAGGGAGAUGUUGGCCUCGCCAUGGGAAAACUGUAUGGGAACGAUUUCAGUCAGACCACCAUCUCACGGUUUGAGGCCCUCAACCUGAGCUUCAAGAACAUGUGCAAGUUGAAGCCCCUGCUGGAGAAAUGGCUACAGGAUGCCGACUCCAGCAUGGCCAACCCUGGGGCACUAGGGAGUCCCCAUGGAAGCAUUGAAAUGCUGGGCAGGAGACGGAAGAAAAGAACCAGCAUUGAGACCAAUGUUAGGGUUGCUUUGGAAAAAGCAUUCAUCCAGAAUCCCAAACCCACCUCAGAGGAGAUCGGAAUCAUAGCAGAACAGCUAGGAAUGGAGAAAGAGGUGGUCAGGGUCUGGUUCUGUAACCGGCGACAGAAGGAGAAGCGGAUCAACCCACAGUCUUCCCUCAACCAAGCAGACACAAUUGUCACCUCACCGAUUUCAACCAACGUGGGCUCUACCGUUGCCUCAACUGUUGGCACCACUAUUGGUUCACCUAUAGCAUCCACAAUUGGUUCUCCCAUAGGUUCAACUAUGGGGUCACAAAUUGGGUCCACCCUUAGCCCACAGAUAGGUUCCACCAUAGGUGCACAGGUGAGUUCCACCUUAGGUGCACAGGCAGGUUCCACUGUUGGUUCACCUUUAGGGUCUACCAUUGGUUCCCAUGUUGUGUCCUCGAUUGGUUCACCUAUAGGGUCCACCAUUGGUUCCCAUGUUGUGUCAUCAAUUGGCUCCCCUAUAGGGUCCUCUGUUGGCUCUCAUGCAGUUUCUACCAUUGGGUCACCAUUAGGGUCUACGAUUGGUUCCCAUGUAGUUUCCACCAUUGGCCCUGCUGUUGGCUCGCAGGUAGUGUCCACUAUUGAUUCUGCAGUAGGUUCCACCCUCGGCUCACAGGCGGUCUCCACUAUUGGCACCCCAGUCGGGACAACGAUUAGUCCAAGUGUGACCUCGACUGUUGGUUCGACAGUUUCAACCUUGGGAUCGCCCAUUUCAAGCCUGGGGUCUCAAGGUGUCGGGAUUCCCCACACCACCUUUACAGUUACUCAGAUUCAGCAGAGCCCACCAAAGACUCAGCCACAGACAUUGGCACAAACACAGUAGUGAAGGGUAGAGAUUAAAACUGGUGUUGUUUGGUCUUUUAUUGUAAACCAGUUACAUGGAGGCAUUUGAGAUGCUGCUCCAACAAUGUCUCGACUGUCAAAUGUUAACGUGGAGUCUUGUACUUGAGUUUUUAUGUCAGACAUUCAGAAAGCUAGAUUACCAGUGGCAAUAUAAACGCCACAUGAAUUCUGAAUGCAUCGACUUUCUUUUCGACAUUUAGAUGUAAGGGCAAGAUUAUGGACCAGCUGGGCUUUCCAAAACAACUGAUGGAUUUUAAACCCAACACUAGCAAAGUUGUGUUGUGUUGUUUAGUUGGUCAAUCUCAUGUGGUAUGACGUGGUGGCAAAGAUGCAUUGUCUCCUGUCCUCACCUGUACACAUUUUUUACUACCAGUAUUUUGUACUUGUUGAAAAGAUGGUGUUCUGGGGAUAGUGUAAUGUUUACAGUAUUGUGUAUCAGUGCUGUGUAUCCAGUUAUAAAUGGUGAUGUAUUAGGUGUAUGGUAUUGAUGUAUUUCUAAUAAGUAUGAUAAGGUAAUCAAAUAUGUAUCCUAGUGCUAUACAAGCAAUAGGUGGAGGGCUGGUGGCUACCCAUAUCAGAAUUAAAUGCAAUUAACUGUAAUUGAUUUAAGCAUGCUCCUAAUUCCAGCUCCCUCAUUGGCAAACAUUCACAUACAAAAAUUUUCAACAAACCUCAACUUGUCAAACGGAAGCGGGUCACAGCACUCAUGAACUAUUUGUUGUUGACAGUGUACAAAUGAAAUGGAAAAACUGACUUGAUCUACAUCCUUGCAAACAACAUGAUCAAUGUGACUGGCACAUUUCUGCCAGUAGAGUACAUAUAACUGGAGUCCUAUUUGGGUGGGAUUACAUGAGAAAAAGCAGUUUUGUACAUCUUUCCAUAAGUCUCAGAAAGAUCUUACUACACUUAUGCAAUGCAAAUCAGCGGAUCUGUUAUACCUUUGAAUUCUAGAUGAUUAAAAAAAUCUCAGAUUUUUUACUCUGUGUCUAACAGUUUGUGAGCUGUAUACAAUCAGAUACUUACUGGUACACAGGCACCACAGUUAUGGCUUGCCUACUAUUUAUUGUACAUUUGACCAAGUAGCCCUGGGUAGAAAUACGGGCAAUCUCUAGUCAUAUGGAGCACAGACCAAGUCAAACGUCAUUGUAUGUAUUCUGUGUACAUAGCUGUAGUGAAGUAUUUGUAGCUGUUGUCAUGCCUAUGUUAGUUCUAUGUAUAUUAUUAGGAAAAGCAGUGCUAGUAACGAUACCUCACAACUCAUAACACAUGGUGCCAAGAGACAGAAAUGUGAGGGAGAGUUUCACUUUGUUGACAGGUAAAUAUGUGCUGUAUAGGCCAGAUGAAGCAAAACCAUGUAUAAAGUUACAUUUACAGUCCUGAGACUGUUGUUUUUGUCAGAGUUUCUUUACUGAUUGUAAAAUGCUGUUGUACUCAAUAUUGAGUACUGGUAUGUGUGCUAUCAGUGUAUUGUAACAUGCAAGUCUCAUUGGACAAGUUUCUCAAUAGGAUUUUGUUACUGACAGUUUUCUGAAUGAUUCCCCCAGCUUUGAAUCAAGAUAUCUGGAAAUAGUAUGAUAUCAUAGAUGUAUUUAUAGGAGGGAGCCAUUUUAGUGAUAUGUGACCUAAAGUAUUUCAUGUCAUCCGAGCAUGAAGAUGUGGUUGUUUCUACACGAACUGUGGGUUCUGCAAACCCUGAGCAGUCAAGCCAUACCCGUAGUAUCUCCCGUGAAAUUUCUAAACAAUGCAUUUUGUCAAUAACAAUGUAUAGAGCAACAGUGGAGAAAACAUAUUUUGUUGUUGUGUAGGUUGAGAAGCAACAUUGGAACACCACACUGCAUCUUAACCAGUUAUGUUAAUUACUUACUGUACCCCAUGUUUUGGUCUACAAUCCACUAUGCUAAGAAUCCUAUUGUGUAACUGUUUAUAGGAUGUAGAUAUUUUAGUUACUUCUCACAUGUGUACAAUAUGCUAGCUUCAAGUAUUCAAGUAUUAUUUUUAUACAGUAAACUUUUGUACUGCAUUUAAAUGAAAUAUUAGUACAUUCUCUAAUAUUAUUGCCAUGGGUAGACUUGUAUUAGAUAACCCAUGUAGUGGUCUAACAGUGUUGUAAGUAUUUGUCGUAGUGUUCACUGAUAAUGUGCCUGUGAAGUGUAUGCUUUUCACAUUAUUGACAAUGAUGGAAUUGUAAGAUGUGUCGUGAUCAAGGUGCAUGAAGUCCUUGGGGAGAUUGCCUUGAUUUUGUUAGUUUGCCAGGCAGCUUCUGUUACAACAUUAUAGCGCAAGGGAGAGGAAGGAAUACUGUACCAUAGGUUUACUGCAAAGGAAUAUUGUAUACAGGUCUGAUGGAUGUGAACUAAAAAAUAUAGACACAUUGCUCAAAAUCAAAACAGUGCUGUGAGACACUGUCGUACAACACAGUAUGAUUUGCAGUGGUUCUGGUGCAAGCUGCCACACAGGCAUUACUCUUGCACUGUAUAAUGAACCUCCCUUCCUUGGGAGGAUGAUCAUUCCAGCCAGCAGUGGUUGUUCAGCAGUCGUUGUAACACCAAGUAACAGAAAGUCUUCAGGCUGGUGUUGAUGGCAUACUCAAUUUAAUGUUUAUUCACUAACCACAUAACUAUAUACAUAUAUAUAAAUAUAUAUUAUGAUGUGUCCAUGUAAUGAUGUGGGGAUGGGUGUGAUGAUUGUAUAUCAUGACAGAAACCUGAAAUAGAGUAUGCUGUCCAUAUGGACAGUUUGUAGAUGGCUCUUACCCAGUACUAGUAUCUUAGAACCAAUAAAUGUUCUAUUUUUUCCAUGUUA